AUAUGCAUACGUCCAGUCUGUGCUAGAUAGGUCGGCACAAAUAUCCGUACCUGGAAUAGAAGAGUCCUUUCGUUGUUGAUGAGGAUUACCGACCGUCCUCAGAUAAACUAUCGGACCACUGCUGUCAUAACAACCCCAUCCCUCUCUUUUGUGAUCAACAUGCCCACAUCCCGUUCAUCUAAACUGGUGGCGUCCAGUUUAGAAUCAAUCACGGCACACUAGGGCUAUUAUCACACCCCCGGGGAUUACCUCAGAUGGUUGAUACAAGAUACAUCCAUCGGAUCGAUAUCCGCACAGUAUGGAAAUAUGCCGCCGCUUUGACUAUUGAAGAGCAUUCCGCAUGCCUCAUGUAAUGUUCAAGCAUCGAAACUACUCAGCUUACCGGACAUCAUCAACACAUUUCCAGUCAUUCAUCGGAGGAAAUAAUAAAAGCAGCGUUCAGGUACGUACCUACUGGUAGCUCGCCGCAAUAAGCAGCCGACCCCUUAGCCGCUGAUCCCCCAGACUAAAUUCUCAUUAGUGUUUGAACUUUUUUAGUAUACCAAUUUUUAUCGGUGGGUGGGAUGAAGUGCUUGAUAAUUCAACGUGAAAGAGUCAUUGACAUAAACUUCCAAUCCAAAGCAUCUGCAAUACCGAGAUCGUAACCUCAAAGGUCAAAAAUCACAGCCGCUCUCCGAAGUCGCAAAGUCCAAAGUCCAAACUCCAAAGUCCAAAGUCCAAACUCCAAACUCCAAACUCCAAACUCCAAAGACUAAACAUCAAACUCCAAAGACCCAACCACCAAUUCCAGCAAAGAUGGCCCGUCCACCCGAUUUCCGUCUCCCAAUAGUCUACAGUUGGUUCUUCCUAAUAAUCGAACCCAUCUCCGCCCUAAUCGGAGCAUAUUACGCCCAUUUCCGCCCCUUGACCUAUCUCCAACUAACCGACUCCCUCUCAUCCCCAUACACACAAACCACAAUCCCCCUCUCCACAAGCAUCAUCCUCACCCAGCUCGCAAACCUGUACCUCCUCUUCGCCAUCAACGAAGCACUCAUCCUGCGCUGCACCUCCGAUCUCCACGUCUGGAGAGUCGUGCUCGCCGCAAUGCUAGUCGCGGAUUUCGGCCAUCUCUAUAGUGUGAGAGCAUUAGGAUCGAGCAUUUAUUGGAAUUUGCUGCGCUGGAAUGUUAUGGCGUGGGGUAAUGUGGGGUUUGUUUAUGUUGGGGCUGCUAUGAGGGUGGCGUUUUUGAGAGGUUGGGGUUUGGGUACUGAGAGGGCGCAGCAGAGGGCUGUUAGGUCGAAAACUUUGACGGAGGGGUUGAAGGGGGCUUGAUUUUGGAGAGGGUUAGAAAAUGGUUUUUGGCUUGGCGAAUGUUUCGCUUCGCUUGUGGAUGGUAUCUGUCUUAUUGUUUGUAGCUUUUGCUUUUGCCCUGUUUGCCCAUCACACUAUCUCCUUGAAGCCCCGUGUGAAAAUGCAGAUAGAGUAAGUUUCUUGUGAUUAAAAGAUGUGAGCCAAAAGUUUAGCCAUAGGGAGUGCUAAUAAGGGAAGUGCUUUUGCGUCACAGGGGUCAAAACUAUCUGAUAAUCCAUCUAUGUUAAGUGACAACGAUGAUGUGUAUUAAAAGAAACAAUGAAAACUAAUACUUUCACUGCCACCUCUACUGUCAUUUCUAUAUAUACUACUCAACAUCACUCAAAAUCGAGACCAAAAGACCAUACGGAAAUCAACAGAUCGCCGCAACGCACUUUCCAUCUCUUCCCCCUCAAAAAAACAGGCCAUCGGACAGCUAUAG
Messenger RNA from Sclerotinia trifoliorum, 1771 nucleotides. NCBI's taxonomy places the organism in Eukaryota, Fungi, Ascomycota, Leotiomycetes, Helotiales, Sclerotiniaceae. The record is from the annotation of a GenBank genome assembly.